AUGUCUCGUCCAGAAGAAUUAGCACCACCAGAAAUUUUCUAUAAUGAUUCGGAGUCCAAAAAGUAUACUGACUCUACCAGAGUUCAACACAUUCAAGCAAAAAUGACUCUACGUGCUCUUGAAUUAUUAAAUAUACCAGAUAACAGCUUCAUCUUAGAUAUCGGCUGUGGGUCUGGACUAAGUGGAGAAAUUCUUUCAGAAGAAGGUGGCCACAUGUGGUGUGGACUAGACAUAUCACCAAGUAUGUUGGCGACUGGAUUAACAAGAGAUUUAGAAGGUGACUUAAUGUUACAAGACAUGGGUAUCGGUAUUCCAUUUCGUGCUGGUACAUUUGAUGCCGCUAUAAGUAUCAGUGCUAUCCAAUGGUUAUGCAAUGCCGAUACUUCUUAUAAUGAUCCAAAGAGAAGAUUAAUGAGAUUUUUUAAUACAUUGUUUGCUGCUUUAAAGAAAGGUGGUAAAUUUGUAGCUCAAUUUUAUCCAAAAAAUGAUGAUCAAGUGGAUCAAAUCUUACAAGCUGCUAAAGUGGCAGGUUUUAAUGGUGGUCUUGUCAUUGAUGAUCCUGAAUCCAAAAAAAAUAAGAAAUUUUACCUGGUUUUAACAUCAGGUUCACCAAGAACGAAACAGGAACAAGUGAACUUACAAGGUGUAACAAUGGAUGCCGAAGAGCUUGGAGAAAAUAUGACUAACCAUGCACGGAGAGCACGUAAGGGUAAAGAGAUGGAAUCUAGUAAGAGUUUUAUUAAUAGAAAGAAAGAUUUAAUGAGAAGACGUGGUAGAAAAGUUGCAAAGGAUUCUAAAUUCACUGGUAGAAAGAGAAGACCUAGAUUUUAG
Messenger RNA from Maudiozyma saulgeensis, 831 nucleotides. The record is from the annotation of a GenBank genome assembly. NCBI's taxonomy places the organism in Eukaryota, Fungi, Ascomycota, Saccharomycetes, Saccharomycetales, Saccharomycetaceae.